CUGCCGGACUUUAUAAUAAUCCCAAAUCAAGGAAGUUGCUAGUUCGUAUUUUAUGGCUUCUGACAUUGGACGAUAGCCAAGGCAAUAUUUCGCGAGUGUUUGAAACUUACAAUAAUAAGAGCGAAGUUCCUACAUGGUAUUGGAUAACUUUUAUCCCGCAGCUCAUCGUCUGUCUGAUGCAUAAAGAAGCAAGACAUGCACGUACUAUUCUCAUGAAGAUUGCCAAACAAUAUCCACAGGCUUUACACUUCCAAUUGAGAACAGCCAAAGAAGAGUACAAACUUAUUAAAAAACAGGCAGCUAUAGCUGCCGCACAAGCUCGCGCUGGUCAAAUGGCAGCGUCUAAAGUGAAUGCACCGGGAACGCCAACUUCCAUGACGCAAAUGCCUUCUACCACUUCCGGAAAUGAGGGAAUACCAUUGCCAUCUACACCACAAAUAAAUCCCAGUGUUAUGAAUGGAGGUGGACAUUCUCGAUCUGUCCAAGCAAGUCCGGAACAAUCAAGUCCUAUUCAAACGAGUCCUGGCCAGAUAACCCCUCAAGUAAUUAACAAUCCGAUACCCCAAAGUCCAGCCAUGCAGAUUGGAAACGGUUCUAUGAACGGCAUGGCUGCAUCACCACCAAACAUUUCAUCACAAACAACAAAUGUAGUUUCUAAUGGAGCUUCUCCUGGCGUUCCCGGCACUCCUCUGAAUAGCCAUGCUUCGAUUCCGGGUACACCUUCGAACAAUCAUGUAUUACCGACCACCCCAACUAAUGGCACACAAAAUCAGGGAACAAGUAAUACAACAAAUGGUACCCAAAAUCACAUUCCUUCAACGCCAACAAACGGAACAACGUCGAACAAUUUGCCUCAAACUCCGACAAGCAAUAACAUGUCUGCGACCCCAACAAACGCUAAUAUUCAAGUUCACGUUCCAUCAACACCAACGACCGGAGGGAUUCAGAAUCACAUAAAUGGAGCGACGGUGAGCAACGUCGAACCCGGAAGAUCUCCGAUAAUAAAUGGUCCUAUUAAUAUGCAAAACUUUCCUUCAACGCCGCAACCUCAACAACCAAUAUCUAAGCAACCAUGGGAACAUGUUGAAGAUAUUAU
Molecule: messenger RNA, 1096 nt
Organism: Acaulospora morrowiae
Lineage: Eukaryota; Fungi; Glomeromycota; Glomeromycetes; Diversisporales; Acaulosporaceae
Source: the annotation of a GenBank genome assembly